AAAAUAGGAAAGAUAAUGAAUGAUUAUGAGAUUAUAGGAAUGGAACAUCUACCAGAAGGACCAGGGAUUAUUAUUUUUUAUCAUGGAACUCUCAACAUUGACUAUGUAUAUUUUAUAUCUAACCUAUAUGUCCAGAAAGGAAGAUUGUGCGUUUCAGUACUAGACAAGGCGCUGUUCCUCAUACCAGGAAUGAAGCUUGUUUUUGAUGUUGCUGGUUGCAUUUCUGGUAGCAAAGCUGAAUGUCUAGAAGUGCUGAAAAAAGGUUAUUUAUUGGGAAUUGCACCGGGUGGAGGAAGAGAAGCAAUCUUCAGUGAUCAGAACUACAGGCUUGUCUGGGGUAAACGCACAGGUUUUGCUAAACUAGCCUUGGAAGCCAAAGUGCCCAUCAUCCCCAUGUUUACACAAAAUAUUCAAGAAUUUUUCAGAGGAUAUGGAAGAAUAGGUAGGUGGCUGAUUAAAUGGUUAUAUGAGAAAAUUCGGAUGAUGUGUCUUCCAAUCCAUGGAGGUUUCCCUGUUAAAUUACGCACAUAUUUCGGAGAACCCAUCCCAUAUGAUCCAAAUAUUACUGCUGAUGAACUUGCUGAAAAAACCAAGGUUGCAAUUGAAAAUCUUCGUGAUCGACACCAAAAAAUACCAGGAAAUAUAUUAAGAGCUGUCUCAGAACGAUUUGUUAAACAUCCCAAGGAUGAUUAG
Messenger RNA from Pogona vitticeps (central bearded dragon), 693 nucleotides. The record is from RefSeq and is a predicted model, not a curated record. NCBI's taxonomy places the organism in Eukaryota, Metazoa, Chordata, Lepidosauria, Squamata, Agamidae.